AUGUCUACGUCGGCUGAGCUUGAUAGAUGGCCAACGUAUUCAAGAUUUGAGAUUCUGCCGGUUUCAUCGGGUGCUGAGGGACAGGUCGCGCUCGUGACCGCCAUCGCCUUCUGUCACCGCGGCGAUUUCCUGGCCGUCGCUAGCGUUCGAUAUGAUGGACAAACGGCUAUCGGCCUCAUCCAGGUCUAUGCGAUGAACGAUUCCUUGUCAAUCAAAAGGGCUGUCAACAUUCCUGCUCAUCCAACUGUUCUGGUCUGGUACAAGAACAUUCUCAUCAUCGGUGAUCGAACUGGGGAUGUCACCCUUAUCAAUUGCGACUCUUUUGGUCGUGAAUCUGACGACGAGCAGGAAAACUGGGCCGGCGGGGAGAUUCGAGCUAUAGCUAUCUCGGGAAACUGCGUGGCGCUCGGUACCCCGCUUGGCGUCUAUAUAGCCAAGUUGCGAAUGCGUCCGUGGUAUAGGUCUGUCGCGUGGUACGACAGGAAGGUCGCUCGCUUUCCAGGACCGUCUACCCCAUCUCAGAAGCACUGCCCUGUGUCUUUGAGUUUUACCUCCGAGCGCGAUCUCCUCGUGGUCACAUAUGAACGGGAUGGUAUCGUCUUGUUCGAUCCCCGAACUGGGAGCGCCAUACACCGCAUACCUGCAGCAUCCGAUAUGAUCGGGUCAUCUGCUCUGUCUCCAAGGAACGAUCUACUUGCCGCAACCAAUUUGGAGGGCGGUAUCGAUGUCUAUGCGCUGGAGGGCGACAUGUCAAGAUACGACUACACGUUGCCCUUGCAGAGGAAAGGCUUGAACAGGGCCAUACCUAUAUUGUUCAUUCACGAAGGGAGCGGCAUGCUUGUUGGUAGCACGCACGGCGUGGCCCGAGUGCUCUCAUCACGGGGAAGUAUCAUGCAGCUCUUUACUGUUGACUCACAACAAGCGCUAGUUCAGGAAAUCGGAUACGUCAUGCUCGGACGCAGGCACUAUAUGGCUUUUGGCACUGCGGAUGCCAAUGGGCAAAAUGUCGUCGCGAUCUACCGCUCGCAGGAACAAGCUACCUCAUCUCGCAUCACUCGACGCAAGAUGAGAGAAGGCGCGAUGGCGUGCAUCUCUGUAUCUACUGUGUUGCUUCUGGCUGUCAUCGUAACUUUGGGAUCUUUGGCGUUGUGGCGAUCCAUACCUCGGAGCAAUGUUCUGCGCCAGUCGUUCCAGCCUGAGGAGAUCGUGGCGGAUGGCUAUACAGAUGUCUUCGGUCACAUCUCCGACCAGCGUGCUGGCAAACAGUAUAGUGCCGGUGUCGGUGGUAUAGAUAUCGAUGGGUACGAGGAUGGGCAGGUAGAGGGUUGGCGCGGCAACGUGGAUGGACUACUUUGGUGGUUAGGCAUACGGUACUAA
Messenger RNA from Peniophora sp. CBMAI 1063, 1377 nucleotides. The record is from the annotation of a GenBank genome assembly. NCBI's taxonomy places the organism in Eukaryota, Fungi, Basidiomycota, Agaricomycetes, Russulales, Peniophoraceae.